This is a messenger RNA of Hylaeus anthracinus, 5503 nucleotides long. RefSeq lists its product as uncharacterized. Lineage: Eukaryota; Metazoa; Arthropoda; Insecta; Hymenoptera; Colletidae. The record is from RefSeq and is a predicted model, not a curated record. Gene Ontology annotation, molecular function: guanyl-nucleotide exchange factor activity. Gene Ontology annotation, biological process: positive regulation of Rho protein signal transduction. Bases 1097 to 5503 code for a protein of 1468 amino acids. The transcript is spliced from 7 exons.
UUUUUUUUUUAUAUGGAUUUAUUUUACAUCGCAUCUACUGCAUGGUAAUUAACGACGAAUUUGAUUGGGUUUCUGAUGGUGCUACAUACCACUGUAGAGCAUUUUGUUGUUCCACAUUUUAUUCCAUUCUUCUUUCGAUGCGUGUCGUAUUCUCGUAAUCAAGUCUUGGUAUGGGAUUUCUAUUUCAUUACUUGGAGUCACGGUUGUCGCUUCUCUUGCAACGUGGUCUGCUUCUUCGUUGCCAGUGAUGCCUCGGUGGGAAGGUACCCAAGUAAUUGUUACGUUUUUGUUUUUGUUUGUAACUUCGGUGAACGUUUCACGGAUUUCUUGAAUGCGACUCGCGAAAGAAACUUUCGGGACAACCUAACGCAUAAACAGUUUUUCCAUUUCUCGAAUUCACGAAAAAUCGAUUUUUGAUCGCCGAAAGCCAUCUCGUCCCCGCGCCGCAGUAGUAAAGGUAAUUCGUUCGGAGAAUUUCGAUGAAAAUAUUCGCUGGCACCGUGGUAUCCUUAAGGUCUCCUCGGUGAUCCUCGCAAACAAGGACAGAAGAGAAGGGGAUACGAAGUGGUAUAGGCACCUUUCUCGCGGCGCUCGCUGUGGAAUGGCAAAAAGAGAGGAGGCACUCUGACGUCACAUUGGCUGCUCGGUAGUGCCGCUAGCCUCUCACUUGGUCGGCGACGUUCGGCACGUUCGGUCCGUUUCGUUUCGUUUCGUUUCGUUUCGUUUCCCCUUAAUUCCGUUCGAUUUCGAGCCGAUCCGAUCUCGUUCGAUCGCCUUCCCACUCGAAAUCCGGCUGCCAGAGGGAGCUGACCUGCAAAAAUCGCUCUCGGACGCGAAAGUGUGCGACAUGUAACGAGCCUCGACUAAAGUGUGCAAACUCCGAAGUGAAAUUGUUCGGUGUCCGGUGGUUGUUCCGGUUCGCCAGUGUGCCGAUGAUUAUUUUGUUCUAUCAUUGUGCCAUGACACUCUGGAUACGAUCGUGAAUGGAUUAAAUGGCAGCCACGCGGUCACGGAACGAGGAUGAGCAAUUACGAAGAUCGCAGAAAACCGCGGACAGGUGCUUCGAAGAAGCCGAGGACUGCGUUCAUCAUAGGAAAUGACCAUGACGAGCGUGGCUGUCGCCCCGGGUAGCCUCGGCGCACCUCCAUCUAUGCUCACCCCAAAGAUGUAUCAUCUACAGCAGGGGUUAAGUUCAACAUCGGCCUCACCCAGUCCUGAAAAAAAUUACGACACGCUGAGCAAAGGAAAGAAAUCGUGGAGCGUGCGUCUGGGUCUGUCGCGGCAGAAUCAAAGCGGCGAUGAUCCUGGAAAAGGGUGGGGAACGAUCAGCGGGAGCAGCGGGCUCUCUCGACAAAUGAUCUACGGCGAUCCGUGGCUCUAUGGCACGGUUCGAUCUUCGAGGGUUGGUCUCGAGCCACGAGGCUUCAUGACACCACCGCCCCCGCCGCCCCCGGGAGCGCCGAUACUGGUAGUAUGUUCCUGUCCAGAAUUUCUCAGCGGAACCACCCGGAAGUUCGGCAAUUGCCGCAAGUGCGGUGGUCACCGAUUGGCUGGCGUCCCUUUGGGUGGAACAUGUCGGCUUCCGACGAUUUCCUCGAGGUCGAGACCCAGUCUCGCGGGAGUCCUGAGGACCUCGAUAGACGAUCCGUACGACCAGAUGAGACGGAAUCGGCUGGUCGAGCCGCGAACGAGAGCACGGAGCAUUUCGCCGCAUCGGCCGUUAUCUCAGCGCGAUUCUCGAAGCCAAAGCGUGGCGCGAAACGCGAAAGAACGAAAAGGCUCCGUCGAAAGUACUUGUUCGAGAUCCGAAUGGUUCGACAAGGAGGCAACCGGAAGCUACGAGGAGACGACGCGCAAACCACGACCGAACUUCGCUGUCGCGUCCACCGAAGAGUGGCUCGAGGAGGCACCGUCGUUGGCGAACACCAUCCGGACUCCGUCGUCUUUAACUACGCCCGGUAGGCUGGUACGGGUCCCGAAGAAAGUUAGAGGCACGGGUACGUUGACGAAAACACCGGAAACGGGUCAGGCGAAGAUCGGGAACCAAGACGAGUGGAAAGAUCGGCCAUCGAGUGCGUUAGACUCGCGAAAGAGCAUUCUGGAGUGCGACGUGAAUCCGUAUCUUUUGCUAAAGAAGCAGAAGGACGAGGACGAUCUCAGCGACGACCUGUCGGACAACGCCCUCGAGCAGGACGAAGCCAGACCGCGGUCCAGUUUGUUCGAUCCCUCGAAAGUGAAAUCGAUCGAGAGGAUACCGAACAGAAGCGCCGUAGCGGCGAUCGGCGGUCAGAGAAUCAGGGUGUUCAGCGAACCGCGCGAGAUCUCGGAUAACGAGGACGUUCCGCCGGUCACGAGAAUUCCCAUACCAAAGGUUUCACCGAAGCGACCACCGAGGAGACUAAAAGAAGCCAAACAAACGCUGAAAAGCAUCCUGAAACGGGGAAAGGUGCUCGAGACCAAACGGAAGAACGUCCUCUUCAACGUCGAUAACGUUAUAUUCGCACCUGAGAAACCAUCGGAGGCCACGCGGCUACUGUGGACCAGAAUCGGAAGGAUCGCGAAUUGCGUCGCAGGAAGAGAGGAAAGAAACAACGAAGAGUCAGAGGAAGAGGAGGAAGUGGAAGAAGAAGCGGAAGAAGAAGAAGAAGAAGAAGAAGAAGAUGAUGAUGAUGAUGAAGAGGAAGAAGAAGAAGGAGAAGAAGAAGAGGUGACAGUGAUGACGCAUGAGCAAAAGGAGAAAUAUAAUUUCAUUACUAUUCCGAAUAUCAGGGAUCCAAAGAUUGACAGAAUUCGACUGAAGGAGCCUAAAAUCUCUCAGGAUGUGUGCCAAAACCACGUUAAUGCUGACGGAACGAAAGAGGUUCGAAUGGACAGGAUGUUGCAAGAGAGCGAGGAUAUACCUGAAAAGAUCUCGAAUCAAAUUAUUCGUUCGCCGAAACGCGAAAAUACGAAGAAGGGGGACGAAGGAAAGAAAAGGAUACAAGAGGAAAAUUCCGUAAAAAUGAAAGACGACACCAAACAACAGUACGCGGUCAAGGAUCGCAAGGAUCGUAUUCCAAGCAUUGCUGUCGACGAGAAGGACCUGAUUUUGAAAUCUGAAGAGAACUCAAAGAAAUCAUCUUUAUCACGCAGUCAAAGCGAACGAUCGUUCAAUAGACCGGGAGUGUCAGCUGGCAAUAUAUUGUUCAUGGAUACCAUGCGCCUCAGCCUCUACAGAAAAGUCAAGGAAUCGCAGUCCUCGUUAUGUUCGAGCGAACAGACGAUUCGGCCAGACGAUUCGUCCGAAUUCAUGGAGGAGACAGCGGAAAGCGUGUACUCGGAGAAAGAUAGCGACUCGAUUAAAACGGAGUACGAGCAACAUUCGUUCGACUCGAAAGAAAUCGAAGAAAUUAUCGAACAACGAAAAAUGGAAAUCUCGAAAGAUACCCAGAGCAAUUACGAGGAAAACAACGAGCAUUUUCGAGGCAUGAGACCGACCAGUUGGUCUCCGCCACCCGGAAAACCGAAACACCGUUACAAGAUUAGCGAACCAAACGUAAAACCAAAGGACACGGAUUAUUCCGAAUUGGAUCGAAACAGCCCAACGGUGAAGACCACGUGGAACGCGUCCAACUCCUACGGAUCCUCGAAAGUUGAAAUCGGAUCACCGACGACGGAAGCGAACGUGUACAAAAUAACCGUGAGCCCUCGAGCUUCUCCCCUCGUUCACAGGCUUCAAAUAGGUCCAGAUGCCAAAGGCGCGAGGCGAACGUCAAUUUUAAUCAACGGAGACACGACGCCGAGCGCCGAAACAACGUCGGACAACAAAGUGACCAUCAGCGUUGGUGGCGAGGACAGCGUUUACAAUCCUACGGUGAUCUCGGUGAACUCGGAGAAUCCUCCGCGAAUAAAAAGUUCCGCGGAGAAUCGCACUCUAGUGAUUCUGGACAACUACAAAUCGAACAUCGUCGUCGAGGCCGUCAAAGAAGAUUCUCAGACGAAGUCGCUUAACGCCGAAUGGGAGCCUAUCGAAACCGAGGAUCGUUCUCGAAAGACCAACGAAUUCGCUUCUGACGAAAAAACGUCGAACACGCCGGAGGUGACUACGGAUUCUGAGAAACAGAAUCCGAAUUUCGAUGGUAAAACUACGGGAAAGAACUCGAAACUCCGCGUAAUAGGCGAUCGCGUGGCACGAGCGGAGAAAAAGACUCAGCAGAAAGAUGCUGAAAAUUCGUCGAAGCUUGCUGGAUUGUCCAAGGAAGCGUUGAUCUCGAAGUUGCUCGAGGAUUCCUUGAGAAAGGCUCGCGAGAAUGGAGAAAUCCUCGACGAAAGCAGCGGCGAGGCAAUUUUGAAGAUCCUGAAGCAGAGUUUGUUGAAGAGCAAAGAGUACGAAAGUUCCGAGUCGACCCUCGAGGCAAAUUACUCGAGAUCGUCCAGUUUGAAUUCGGACGGUGAUUUUAUCUCGACGAACCUUUUCCUCGAGGAGAAUCCUUACGAGGUGAUCAAGGAACCCAUUUACGAAGAGAUUCCCGACGAACCACCUCCGCUACCGUUGAGUCCACCACCGACCGAGGAUUACAUUAAGGACAGGAUAUACUUCGGCGGCAUAGAUUACUACAGAAAGGGCAGCGCCGAUCAGUUCCUUGGGAAUUAUUUGACGAACGAUGUUUUCAAGAAACCGAAUACCGAGGAUCUGGCGGAAACGUAUCUGUCCAAGAGUCCCGAGGAUUUUUUCAAGAAGAUGUCCACGUCGCCGGAGGAAGAGAAUAUCACGAGCAAAUUCGAAUUGCUUAACUUCUUGAUGGACUCGAAGGAUCGAACGAUCUCCAUCGAAGGAGAGGACGACGAGGACGACGAAGACGAAGAGGACACGGAGGGGGACUUGGAAGCUCUGUACGAGCAGAAGGAGACCAGCCUCGGUGAUCUGAGCUCGAAGAGCUCUCAGAUCUCUAAUGUCUCCGACAGCAGCGAGGAGUGCAAUAUUAUCCUGACCAGUUCACCGGAAACAUCGAAGGCAAGGGCCGUAGAUAUAGAAAGAACCGAUAGCGGAGUGGGAUCAGAAAGCAGUCAGGCUAGCAGCACUCGAGGCGUGCCGAGACGUUGGAGAGCAGGAAAUGUCUCCUCGGGACCAGGAAGUCUCUUCGGUGGAAUCCCACAAGUGAUUUCCGGUGAUUCAAAGCUCUGCGAGGACUGCGAACAACGUCUGGAUCCUUUGAUAACUGACAGCGGCGUGGUGUACGCGCCUUUCGUGUGCAGAAAAUGUUCGAAAAAGAGAGUGGAACGCAAAGAAAUAAUCACGGAGAUUGUGGAGACCGAACAGAAAUACGGAAGAGAUUUGCAAAUCAUUCUGGAAGAAUUUCAUAGACCCAUGUUCAGAGCUGGUCUUCUUACUUCGGAACAGCUCACAGCAAUAUUUCUUAACGUGGAAGAGCUCGUCGAACACAAUGUCGUACUCGCUGAGAAAUUAAAGGAUGCUGUGGAAUUUGCUCAGGUAAAAAAUCUAUCUAUAAUCCGGCCUACAUAA